CCUAGAGGAUCAAAUAAUUGAGGCCAACCCUGCUAUGGAGGCCUUCGGUAAUGCCAAGACUGUGAGGAAUGACAACUCCUCCCGCUUUGGCAAGUUUAUAAGGAUCCAUUUUGGACACACAGGAAAACUAGCCUCUGCUGACAUUGAUAUUUAUCUUCUGGAAAAAUCCAGAGUGAUAUUUCAGCAGCCUAGAGAAAGAAGUUACCACAUCUACUACCAGAUCAUGUCUCAGAAGAAGCCAGAGCUCCUAGACAUGCUUCUGGUCUCCUCCAACCCUUUCGACUACCAUUUCUGCUCCCAAGGAGUGGUCACGGUAGAGAGCAUGGAUGAUGGACAGGAGCUCCUGGCCACAGACCAUGCCAUGGACAUCUUGGGUUUCAGUCUGGAUGAGAAGUACGGCUGCUACAAGAUCGUGGGGGCAAUCAUGCACUUUGGCAACAUGAAGUUCAAGCUGAGGCAGAGGGAGGAGCAAGCUGAGGCCGACGGCACUGAAAGCGCUGAUAAGGCCUCCUACCUGAUGGGUGUGAGCUCCGCUGACCUCAUUAAGGGUCUGCUCCACCCCAGAGUCAAAGUGGGGAAUGAGAAUGUGGUGAAGGGACAAAAUGUGGAACAGGUUAACUAUGCAGUGGGAGCCUUGGCCAAAGCUACGUACGACCGCAUGUUUAAAUGGCUGGUGGGGCGCAUCAACAAGACCCUCUACACUGUCCUGCCUCGCCAGUUCUUCAUCGGCGUCCUCGACAUCGCAGGCUUCGAAAUCUUUGAACUGAACAGCUUUGAACAGCUGUGCAUCAACUUCACCAAUGAGAAACUGCAACAGUUUUUCAACCACCACAUGUUCAUCCUGGAGCAGGAAGAGUACAAGAGAGAGGGGAUCGAUUGGACUUUCAUCGAUUUUGGACUGGAUCUCCAAGCCUGCAUUGACCUCAUCGAAAAGCCCCUGGGAAUCCUUUCCAUCCUCGAAGAGGAAUGCAUGUUCCCAAAGGCCACGGACAGCAGCUUCAAAGCCAAGCUGUACGACAACCACGUUGGCAAAUCGCCCAACUUCCAGAAGCCGCGGCCGGAUAAGAAGCGCAAAUUCGAAGCCCAGUUUGAGAUAAUGCACUACGCCGGAGUGGUGCCUUAUAACAUAGCGGGUUGGCUGGACAAAAACAAGGACCCACUGAAUGAAACAGUGGUGGCCUGCUUUCAGAAGUCUUCCAACAAGCUGCUGGCUGCUCUGUAUGAGAGCUACAUCAGCUCGGACACAGCCUCUGAUCCCAAACCUGGCGCCAAAGAGAAGAGGAAGAAGGCAGCCUCCUUCCAGACGGUCUCUCAGCUCCAUAAGGAAAAUCUGAAUAAGCUGAUGACCAACCUGCGUUGCACUCAGCCCCACUUUGUGCGCUGCAUCAUCCCCAACGAGAGCAAGACUCCAGGAAUCAUGGAUGCGUUCCUGGUCCUGCACCAGCUGCGCUGUAACGGUGUGCUGGAGGGGAUCCGUAUCUGCAGGAAAGGCUUCCCCAACCGCAUCCUCUACGCCGACUUCAAGCAGAGGUAUCGUAUCCUGAACCCGCAGGCCAUCCCAGAUGACACGUUUGUGGACAGCAGGAAAGCUGCAGAGAAGCUGCUGGGCUCUCUCGACAUUGACCACAACCAGUAUCGCUUUGGUCACACCAAGGUGUUCUUCAAGUCGGGGCUGUUGGGCCAGCUGGAGGAGAUGAGAGACGAGCGCCUGGCCAAGAUCCUCACGCUGCUGCAGGCCGUCAGCCGCGGCAAGAUCAUGAGGAUGGAGCUGAGGAGGAUGAUGGAGAGGAAGGAGGCUCUGAUGAUCAUCCAGUGGAACAUCCGGGCCUUCAACACAGUGAAACACUGGCCGUGGAUGAAGCUCUUCUUCAAGAUCAAGCCUCUGCUGAAGAGCGCCACUGCAGAGAAGGAGCUGAGUGGCCUCAAGGAGGAGUACCUCAAGCUGAAGGAGGCGUUGGAGAAGUCAGAGGCCAAGCGCAAGGAACUGGAGGAGAAGCAGGUCAACUUGACCCAAGAGAAGAAUGACCUUGCUCUCCAACUGCAAGCUGAGCAAGAUAAUCUUGCAGAUGCUGAGGACCGAUGUGACCUGCUCAUCAAGACUAAGAUCCAGCUGGAGGCCAAGAUGAAGGAGCUGACCGAGCGGCUGGAGGACGAGGAGGAGGUGAACGCCAACGUGACCUCCAAGAAGCGCAAGCUGGAGGACGAGUGUGCUGAGCUCAAGAAGGACAUCGAUGACCUGGAGAUCACUCUGGCCAAGCUGGAGAAGGAGAAGUACGCCACGGAGAACAAGGUGAAGAACCUGAUCGAGGAGAUGGCGGCUCUGGAUGAGACCAUCCUGAAGCUGACCAAGGAGAAGAAGGCCCUGCAGGAGGCUCACCAGCAGACACUGGAUGACCUUCAGGUCGAGGAGGACAAGGUCAACAAUCUGACUAAGGCCAAGAUCAAGCUGGAGCAGCAUGUGGAUGAUUUGGAAGGGUCUUUGGAGCAGGAGAAGAAGUUGCGUAUGGACCUGGAACGGGUGAAACGCAAGUUAGAGGGUGACCUGAAGCUGUCUGUAGAGACUGUCAUGGAUCUGGAGAAUGACAAGCAGCAAAUGGAGGAGAAUCUAAAGAAGAAAGACUUAGAGCUGAGCCAGAUCAGUACCAGAAUUGAAGAUGAGCAGGCUCUGGUCAUCCAACUUCAGAAGAGGAUUAAGGAGUUACAGGCUCGCAUCGAGGAACUCGAGGAGGAGCUGGAGGCUGAGCGAGCGUCUCGGGCCAAGUCGGAGAAGCAGCGCGGCGAGACGUCCCGCGAGCUCGAGGAGCUCGGCGAGCGCCUGGAAGAGGCUGGCGGCAUCACCACGGCCCAGAUCGCGAUGAACAAGAAGCGCGAGGCGGACGUCCUGAAGCUGCGGCGGGACCUGGAGGAAGCCAUGGUGCACCACGAGACCACCACGGCAGCCCUGCGCAAGAAGCACGCCGACUCCGUGGCCGAACUCGGCGAUCAGAUUGACAGCCUGCAGCGCCUCAAGCAGAAGCUGGAGAAGGAUCGUGUCGAGGCCAAGAUGGAGGCUGAUGACCUGGCCUCCAACCUUGAACAGGUCGCAAAAACUAAGGCCAAUGCAGAGAAGACAUGUCGGCUCUAUGAGGACCAGAUGAAUGAGUCCAAGGCCAAAGUGGAUGAGCUCCAGAGGCAGCUCAAUGACAGCAACACCCAGAGGGCUCGUGCCCAGGCUGAGAGUGCUGAGCUGGGCAGGAAGCUUGAGGAGAGAGAGGCUCUGAUCUCACAGCUGCAACGCGCCAAAACCUCCUUCAGUCAGAAUGCUGAGGAGUUCAAGAAACAGCUGGAUGAAGAAAACAAGGCUAAGAAUGCCUUGGCUCAUGCACUCCAGUCUGCGCGCCAUGACAACGACUUGCUGCGAGAGCAGUACGAGGAGGAGCAGGAGGCCAAGUCUGAGCUGCAGAGGGCGCUAUCCAAGGCCAAUGCUGAGGUUGCCCACUGGAGAACCAAAUAUGAGACCGAUGCCAUCCAAAAAAACGAGGAGCUUGAAGAGGCCAAGAAGAAGCUUGUGACUCGUCUGCAGGAGGCCGAGGAGAGCGUGGAGGUGUCCAGCGCCAAGUGCUCGUCCCUGGAGAAGACCAAGCACCGACUGCAGACAGAGAUGGAGGACCUAAUGGUGGACCUGGAGCGCGCCAACGCUGUUGCGGCUGCCCUGGACAAGAAGCAGCGCAACUUCGACAAGGUGCUGGUCGAGUGGCGUCAGAAAUGCGAGGAGUGCCAGGCGGAGCUGGAGGCUUCGCAGAAGGAGGCGCGUAGCCUGAGCACCGAGCUCUUCAAGCUCAAGAACUCCUAUGAAGAGGCGCUCGACCAUCUGGAGACUGUCAAACGGGAGAAUAAGAACCUCCAGGAGGAGAUCUCCGAUCUGUCAGACCAGAUCAGCCAGGGAGGCAAGACCAUCCAGGAGCUGGAGAAGAUCAAGAAAGCCCUGGACCAGGAGAAAAGUGAGAUUCAGGCUUCCCUGGAGGAGGCUGAGGCAACUCUGGAACAUGAGGAGAGUAAAACCCUCCGCAUCCAAUUGGAGCUCAACCAAGUUAAAGCAGACGUUGACAGGAAACUAGCUGAGAAGGAUGAGGAAAUUGACAACCUUCGUCGCAAUCACCAGCGUGCUAUGGACUCCAUGCAAGCCACCCUGGACUCAGAGACCAAGUCUCGCAACGAGGCAGUUCGGCUGAAGAAGAAGAUGGAGUGCGACCUGAAUGAGAUGGAGGUGCAGCUGAACCAUGCCAACCGCUCAGCCGCGGAGUCCCAGAGGACCGCUCGCAACCUGCAGGCCCAGAUCAAGGAUGUGCAGAUGGAGCUGGAUGAGACCAUUCACCGCAACGAGGAGCUGAAGGAGCAGACGGCGGUGACGGAGCGCCGGAACAACCUGCUGGUGGCCGAGGUGGAGGAGCUCCGCACGCAGCUUGAGCAGAACGACCGCGCCCGCAAGCUGGCUGAGCACGAGCUGGUGGAGACCGCCGAGAGGGUCAACCUGCUGCACUCACAGAACAUGUCCCUGCUGAACCAGAAGAAGAAGCUGGAGUCUGACCUGUCUGUGCUGUCUGGAGAGGUGGACGACGUCCAGCAGGAGUGUCGUAACGCAGAGGAGAAGGCCAAGAAGGCCAUCACUGAUGCGGCCAUGAUGGCUGAGGAGCUGAAGAAGGAGCAAGACACUAGCGCUCACCUGGAGCGAAUGAAGAAGAACAUGGAGCAGAACGUCAAGGACCUGCAGAUGCGUCUGGAUGAGGCUGAGCAGAUCGCCCUCAAAGGGGGCAAAAAGCAGAUCCAGAAGCUUGAGAGCCGGGUCAAAGACCUGGAGACCGAGCUGGAGCUGGAGCAGAGGAAAAGUAAUGAGUUCCAGAAGGGAUACCGCAAGUAUGAGAGGAGGAUCAAGGAGCUCACUUACCAAACGGAGGAGGACCGCAAGAAUCAGGCUCGUAUGCAGGAGCUCAUAGACAAGCUACAGGCCAAAGUCAAGACCUACAAGAGACAGGUCGAGGAGGCGGAAGAGCAGGCCAACUCCAACCUGACCAAGUUCAGGAAGAUCCAGCAUGAGCUGGAUGAUGCAGAGGAGAGAGCAGACAUGGCUGAGUCGCAGGCCAACAAGCUACGCAUUCGCACCCGUGACCAAGGGGGCAAGGCAAGUUUUUUUCCUGCUGCUUUUUUUAUAGAAAGCAGUUAA
Sardina pilchardus (European sardine) is the source of this 5200-nucleotide messenger RNA. It is a transcript of the gene myh7ba, whose product is annotated as myosin, heavy chain 7B, cardiac muscle, beta a. The transcript is spliced from 34 exons. Gene Ontology annotation, molecular function: microfilament motor activity; ATP binding; actin filament binding. Gene Ontology annotation, cellular component: myosin filament; myosin II complex; cytoplasm. Bases 35 to 5200 code for a protein of 1721 amino acids. The record is from RefSeq and is a predicted model, not a curated record. Lineage: Eukaryota; Metazoa; Chordata; Actinopteri; Clupeiformes; Clupeidae.